GUUUAACAUAGUCGUAAGUGAUUGAUCAAUGGCGCUCUUCAGACAAAAAGUUCUAUAGUGUUGGUUUUGAGUUUAUUAUAAUGGAAGAUAAAUUUAAUUUUAAAGAGUUGAUUCAACAAGCCAAGGAUAUUGACGAUGGUGUAGAAUCCCUCAGAGACAAAAUUAUUAAUUGUGAUAUAGGGAAUGGUGAUGCCACAAAUGCUUUAUCAACUUUAGACAAUGAUUUAUCUGAAAUUGAGGGUGUACUGGAUUUCUUGUGCAGUGAUCUCAGACAAGAAGUUGAAGAAAUAGUUAAAAGGAAUACUGAAAUUAGAAACUUUAUUGUCGAUUUGGACUCAAAAAUAGAAAGAUUAGAAGCGUGUGCCAGAGAAUUCAAGUCACCCCAGUCAAUGCUGGAAACUCCUGUUCGUAGGUACCAUCAUCGAAGCAUGAAAUAGUCUUAUCAGUGAAAAGUUAUAUGUAUAGAUUAUUUUUAUUUUUAUGUAAAUAAU
Nezara viridula (southern green stink bug) is the source of this 491-nucleotide messenger RNA. The record is from the annotation of a GenBank genome assembly. Lineage: Eukaryota; Metazoa; Arthropoda; Insecta; Hemiptera; Pentatomidae.